Messenger RNA from Phytophthora megakarya, 408 nucleotides. Lineage: Eukaryota; Oomycota; Peronosporomycetes; Peronosporales; Peronosporaceae. The record is from the annotation of a GenBank genome assembly.
AUGAGUGGACAAUCUGGGGCGGGACAUGUGGUCAGUGAUCCGUCGAACGGCAAGUGUGUCGCGCCUAUGUUACAAAAACGGACAUGGAUCCACCACCUGUUGUUGAAGAUCAACCCAGACGCGUCGGAUCUGGACCUUACCUGGGACUCAGAUUAUGAUGAGUGUGUAUACUACCAUGAAGGUAGUGAUUUGUACGCGGAAGAUGUCGACGUUCAGAUUGCGGUACUGUCUGAAGUGCCUGUUACGACGGAUAAUGUGCAGGUCGAAGAGAUUCAGCUAUGCAAUGGCCUGCCGCCGGCUGCCCGAGGUGUUGUGUGCAACUUCGAUGUCGGAGGAGUGAGACCUAUCACCCUGAAGUGUCGUAAGUUGCAGAUCCAGUUCAGGGAGAAGCUGGCGGGCUUGAUCUAG